CUCUGUAGAAAGAGAACCAUGGGUGUCAACAUGAGUGCUGCGGAAUCAGUGUGUGUGUGUGUGUGUGUGUGUGUGUGUGUGUGUGUGUGUGUGUGUGUGUGUGUGUGUGUGUGUGUGUGUGUGUGUGUGUGUGUGUGAGAGAGAAUGUGGUGGAGGGGUCAUUGGUAACAGGUGAGGUGUAAUUAUAAAAGGGUAGCCUUUAGUUUGUAUGUUGGUGGAUUCCCUAGGUGAAAGGUCUGUGGUCUUUAAGCCUCACCUCUCCAGGUCACCUAAUUUAUCUUAAAACAGCAGUGUAGCUGAUUGACUUAUGUUGUUGCUUUGGGUCUGAAUAGGCUAAUGAUGAAGAAAAGUGAGACUCUCAAUCAGCAAUUGAUAAGUAAAUCAAUCUAUCAAUCAGGUUUUCCACAAGAACAAGACACUGAUACCUGAUAUGGAUGAGAUAUAGAGACCAUAGUCCUGAAAGAUAUUUAAAAUGGACGUACAGCAUGUUUGAUUAAUCUCAGCUGAAGGGGAUCUGUGUAUGUGGGUUUAGAGGUUGGCAAGAUCAAAAUUAAAGUUGAGCCGGUCCACAAGCCUUUGCACUGUGAGAACUGUAGACUCCACCAGUGUGUAUGUGUGUGUGUGUGUGCUUGUGGUGUUCAGAAGGUUGACGAGGGGAGAUGGACAUGGUUUUAAAACUAGGGACACAACAUGAGGACAUGGAAAUGAUCAUGUAUUUGAAAGAGUAUUUUAAAAUUACUGUUGCAAAGAAUAGAGAUCACCUAUAAUCCUUUAGAAUGGAAAUGUGACAAUAUUAACGCAAUAUGAUAUUACUCUAUACUAAGGAAUGCAACUGCACACAUGCACAGAAAAUGUUUUUAUGAAAAUAUAUGUAUAAAUAUAUGACAAAAUAUAUUUAAUUAGAAUGCUAUGCACCCUUAUAGAGUUGUUAUGGAUGUUAUUUAAGCAUAUUAACUAGACUAUAGUAUAGGUAAAUGGCCACAUCGUGGGGAAUGUAGAGGCUUUGUAGGUAUUUCAAAUUGUUUUCUUUUCUUUUUUUAUUGUCAUGGAGAGAGGAAAAACAAACGUGAAUAUGUAUUCAAGCCUUUGUUUCAAUCAGAUUUUAUUCUGACAUGAAGAUAUGUAUAGGUCAUCUACUCUGUACACCAGCUCCAACCAUUUACAGAAAUGAAUAGAGAAAGAUGUGAACAUACCUGAUGUGUUCUCUUACACAUUUUGAUGUGUUUGAGAAUCAAAUGUAAAUUGAUGUACGUUUGUAAAUGUAAAUUGUAAAUCUAUAUGUAUGUGUAUAAAGGUAAGUACAUUGGUGCGAAAGUUAUCGGGCAGAGUGGUUCUUAUCCUUUGUUUCAAAGACUUAGGCCUACGUAUGACGGCUAUCCAUGUACUCUCACAGGAAUAUUUAAAACCUUAUAUAUUUUUUAACAAUCAUAAUUCUAUCAUUCAGUUUACAUUAAGUUAUUUAGGCUAAAACUACAACUCCCUGUGAACUCUCCCUUAUUUGGUUUAUGCAGGAUGACGUCCAGUUUUUUCUGAGGUACUUUCAACGUUGUUUUGAGGAGCACUUACACUAAAUUAUUUUGUAGUAGUAUUGGAGGCACGUGGAGGGCAAGGUGAUCCGAAAAGAUGGAAUGAGGAGAAAAACUGACCUUUAGAUGUGAAAUUUGCUCGCUGUCUGUCAUCUGCUAUACGUUUGGUCUUGUUCGAAGGGCAUGGUUUACAGCUGUUUGGUUUGUAUUCGUAGUUUAAAGGAUGUAUUCGGGGGUACUGGGAGUCAAACGACUAGUCAGGCUAUCCCGACCACCCGCCCUGUCAUCAACGAUGUGGCCCUCGUGCCUCAAGAUUAUUCUACAACACCAGGAGGGACACUCUUCAGUAUGACCCCUGGAGGCACCCGAAUCAUCUACGACAGGAAGUUCCUCCUUGAGUGUCGAACCGCCCCUCUGGCGCGCACCACUCCAUGUCGCCCUGACAUCCCAGGGGUAACCAGCCCCCCCUCAGACAACACAACCACUGACACAGCCCACCCUAAACAGACCACCCAACAACCUCAUUCCACCACCAGUAGUGCAGGUAAAGGUCUGGUGUGUGAGUGUGUGCACAUGCAUACACAUGUUAUAUAUUAGUGUCUAUAAUUUUUAUGACUGUUUUCUAUUUUCCUGCACUGUUUUCAUCUUGUUUUUUUGCGGGGAAGGAUGCUCAAUUUGAAAUGGACAUUUAGCCAUUUGAUGGAUCAGCUGGAGUAUUGCAGCCUUGAGGAUAACAAGGAACGUGUGUUUUACUGUGUGUUUUAAGCUGUCUCCUUCAUUUAAUAAACACAGCAUUAUAAAAGCGA
Messenger RNA from Oncorhynchus masou masou (cherry salmon), 2332 nucleotides. RefSeq names its product eukaryotic translation initiation factor 4E-binding protein 1-like. The coding region runs from base 1710 to 2123 and encodes 137 amino acids. The transcript is spliced from 2 exons. The record is from RefSeq and is a predicted model, not a curated record. Gene Ontology annotation, molecular function: eukaryotic initiation factor 4E binding. Gene Ontology annotation, cellular component: cytoplasm. NCBI's taxonomy places the organism in Eukaryota, Metazoa, Chordata, Actinopteri, Salmoniformes, Salmonidae. Gene Ontology annotation, biological process: negative regulation of translational initiation.